Gossypium raimondii (Peruvian cotton) is the source of this 1536-nucleotide messenger RNA. RefSeq names its product double-stranded RNA-binding protein 1. The transcript has 5 exons. The record is from RefSeq and is a predicted model, not a curated record. Gene Ontology annotation, molecular function: double-stranded RNA binding; ribonuclease III activity. The coding region runs from base 218 to 1342 and encodes 374 amino acids. Gene Ontology annotation, cellular component: nucleus. Lineage: Eukaryota; Viridiplantae; Streptophyta; Magnoliopsida; Malvales; Malvaceae. Gene Ontology annotation, biological process: regulation of gene expression; rRNA processing.
CUCAUACCUUGGAUGGCGUUGAUCUCUCACCUUCAUUAACACUCUCAUGGACGCUAGUUUCCAUCAACCCUUUCUUCCAGUGUCCUGCAAAGUGCAAACUACUAGGAAAGUUUCACCGCCUUUCGUCUCAAUUUCUCACCUAAAUACAUUCAUAUCGUGUUUGUUUUUCCUUAAAAAUUUCAGUUAAGCAAAAAAAGCUCACGAAUCACUUCAAGCCAUGCCCACCAAUGUAAACUUCUCAGGUGUUUCCAAUUGCUAUGUUUUCAAGAGUCAAUUGCAGGAAUAUGCGCAAAAAGCGGGUCUUCCUACACCUGUAUACGAGACUAUCAAGGAAGGUCCUUCCCAUGAACCGUCAUUUAGAUCGACGGUGAUAGUAAAUAAUGUUAGAUAUGAUUCUUUGCCUGGAUUUUUUAAUCGCAAGGCAGCAGAGCAUUCAGCUGCUGAAGUUGCUCUCAUGGAGUUGUUCAAGACUGGUGAAAUCAAUGAAAGCGUCUCUCAACCCGUUCACGAGACAGGCUUGUGCAAGAAUCUACUACAGGAGUAUGCGCAGAAGAUGAAUUAUGCAAUGCCAGUAUAUCAGUGUCAGAAGGAAGAAGCAUUGGGGCGGUUGUCUAGCUAUUCAUGUACUGUUGAGAUUGGAGGCAUUCGGUACAUUGGAGCUGCAGCAAAAACCAAAAAGGAAGCAGAGAUCAAAGCUGCCAGAAUUGCUUUACUGGCUAUUCAAUCAAGUGCAUCUGAGUUGCCUGAUCAGUCAUUUGGCAACUCUCGGCUAAUGGUUAUUCCUUGCAGAAAGAGAGCAUCAGAGAUGGCUACUAAUCCUGACGAGACUGUGAAAGUUCCCAAAGCAAAGAAAGCCCGGUUCAAGAAGAAAAUGUUGAAAAGAAAACUCUCUGGGAAAAAUACUGAUUGUUCUCACGAUAAAAGAAAUGAUAUUUCAGUUGUUGGUUCGGAUGAUCUGCUAAAAUCAGAAUGGGUUCAAACUGAUUCUUUUACCAUAUUGAGUUCAGAAACUUUAGGUACUGAAGUUAUGGGGAUUCCCCAAGAUACAAAGAUAGAGACUGACUUGAGCGAGCGAGAUACACCUUCUGCAGAUGUUGCAUUGGCUCACCAGAGAAAAAUGGAGAUGAAACAAAAUUUACUGAAGAGGGUUAUCCGGCAUGGACGAGAUCAAUCGAGUAAAUGCUACCCAAAACAACAUAGACAUGGUCUGAGGUGCCGGAAACAAUGCCGCCGCCCCUCAACACAUGAGCGAGCUAAGACACCAAGAACCAGCCCAAGUAAGGCUACCCAAAUUAUAUCUUGGUUCAUGCUUUUCAACUUUGACGCCAUUAUAAGACACUAAGAACCUCAAUUCCCCUCUUCAACCUUUUUUUCUGUAUUAACUCUCUGGCUUAUUCUGAAACAGGAAAGAGUUGUGCCUUUACCAUGAUCCCACAGCCCUCUUAUACAUUGUUUCAGAAACCAUUUAUUAUUAACAAAUGUCAUUCAAUAAAAAAAUAUGGUAGUAGGAAAGCUUGUUUGGUCAACACUAAUGGG